Messenger RNA from Struthio camelus australis, 1902 nucleotides. Lineage: Eukaryota; Metazoa; Chordata; Aves; Struthioniformes; Struthionidae. The record is from RefSeq and is a predicted model, not a curated record.
CGAAGUGAGUCAAGAAAGCCCAAACCACUGGUGUACGAGAAAGGCAGCCACCAGACACGUCAGCAAGAGCAAGGAGGAGAUGUGAGGAUCCAAUGCAUGCCAUAUGAAUCAGAAGCGCAACUCAACAAACACAGCAGCUUGCAGGCAUGUCAGCCUGAACCGCAGGCAGAUGAGAGACAAAACCAAGAGGGGCCUCAACCAGAACAACUGGCAGACAUGAAGAGUCACAAUGAGCCAUGUAAACCUCAACCACUGCCAAACCGGUGGAGUAGUCAAGAGCCACAUGAGCCAGCACCACAAACGAAUGAUCAAAAAAACCAUCAGCCACAAGACCAAGAGGCAGUGGUAUAUGGAAGGAGCAGCCGUUGGCCACAGGAGCCAGAACAAGAAGCAGAUAGAGGAAGUCACAACCAGCCACAUAAGCCUGAAUUACUCACAGAUGAGAAAAGCUGCUAUCACCUCCAUGAGCUAGAACAAAAAAUAUUUGAAUAUAGCAGCCGCCAGCCACAUGAGCUGGAAUGCCUGGAUUUGGAGAGCAGAAGUCAUCAAAAACACAAGGAAGAAGAAAAGGCAGAUCUAAGGAAUCAAAACCUGUCACAUGGACCAUAUCCUCACAGACACCAAUAUAGCAGUUAUGAGUCUCAAGAGACCGAACACCUGCAAUAUGAGAGGCACAACCACAGAUCAUCUGAGCCAGCACGAAAGAGAGAUGAAAGGGUUUGUGGUCCAUCACGUGAAACAGGGCCUCCAGUGUAUGAACGUAGCCAGUAUCAGUCACUUGAAUCUGAACGAGUGGAGAAUCAGAGGAGAAGCUGUCAGAGAGGUGAACAAGAAAGACAAGUAACUGUGAGAAGCAACCAACAGCAAUGGGAGGAUCACACAGUGGAAAAUAAGAGAAGCCUCCAGCUACAUGAGCCAGCGGGCCAGGCGAGGAUCGAUCGCCAACGCGAGCUCGCAGCUGACGUCUCCGAGAGCAGCAGACGCCAGGCACGGGAGAGAGGAGAGCGAGCUCCCGCGAGCGCCUACGAACGGACCCGCCGGACCGCAGAAGAGGCAGCCGAGGCAGACCUGAGGGUUUGCCGUGUCUCCCGCGAACCGGAGCCACGUGGCGACACAGCAAGGAGGGACCGUUCCCAGGAGGGCGAACCAGCAGAGGACGAGAGGAGGAUUCGCCGCGGACGAGAGCUGGAAGAGCCAGCGGGCCAGGCGAGGAUCGAUCGCCAACGUGAGCUCGCAGCUGACAUCUCCGAGAGCAGCAGACGCCAGGCACGGGAGAGAGGAGAGCGAGCUCCCGCGAGCGCCUACGAACGGACCCGCCGGACCGCAGAAGAGGCAGCCGAGGCAGACCUGAGGGUUUGCCGUGUCUCCCGCGAACCGGAGCCACGUGGCGACACAGCAAGGAGGGACCGUUCCCAGGAGGGCGAACCAGCAGAGGACGAGAGGAGGAUUCGCCGCGGACGAGAGCUGGAAGAGCCAGCGGGCCAGGCGAGGAUCGAUCGCCAACGCGAGCUCGCAGCUGACGUCUCCGAGAGCAGCAGACGCCAGGCACGGGAGAGAGGAGAGCGAGCUCCCGCGAGCGCCUACGAACGGACCCGCCGGACCGCAGAAGAGGCAGCCGAGGCAGACCUGAGGGUUUGCCGUGUCUCCCGCGAACCGGAGCCACGUGGCGACACAGCAAGGAGGGACCGUUCCCAGGAGGGCGAACCAGCAGAGGACGAGAGGAGGAUUCGCCGGGGACGAGAGCUGGAAGAGCCAGCGGGCCAGGCGAGGAUCGAUCGCCAACGCGAGCUCGCAGCUGACGUCUCCGAGAGCAGCAGACGCCAGGCACGGGAGAGAGGAGAGCGAGCUCCCGCGAGCACCCAGAGGGAGUUCCAUGAGAGAAGCAUUUGUGACAGAAUGUGA